Molecule: messenger RNA, 2004 nt
Organism: Zea mays
Lineage: Eukaryota; Viridiplantae; Streptophyta; Magnoliopsida; Poales; Poaceae
Exons: 3
Coding region: 308-1672 (454 amino acids)
Source: RefSeq, a predicted model, not a curated record
CCCAGGCAUGAGAUGCUCCAAUCUGUGCUGCCCAUAUAUAGGCCACUACAGAGCAACAAGGGAAGUGCAAACAAAAAGCCUCAAAAGGGCAGACAGCCAAAUGCCCCACCACAGCGUAGCCCCUCCUCACUGACUCGCCUGCAAAAACCACUUGCAAACCACACAAACCGAAAACGCCAGCUCCCCUGCCUCCAUUUUUAGCAACUUUUCCCUUCUGUCUUCCCAUCACAGUCACCCUUCUUGCCCCCACGCAGCCGAGCGUGCCUACCCCUCCUCGACCCUUCUCUGGGGCCGCCGUUGGACGCUCAUGGAGAGGAGUCGUCCGGGCGCCGCGCCGACACCAUCGCCAGAGGAGGAGGUGGCGGCGGAGGGCCAUGCGCAUGGUGACGAUGUGACGGGGCAGGAGGAGGAGGCGACGCCAGUGGUGCUCAAGAAGGGCCCGUGGACGGCCUCGGAGGAUGCCAUGCUCAUGGACCACGUCCGGCACCACGGCGAGGGGAACUGGAACGCAGUGCAGAGGAUGACCGGCCUGCUGCGCUGCGGCAAGAGCUGCCGCCUGCGCUGGACCAACCACCUCCGCCCCAACCUCAAGAAGGGCUCCUUCUCCCCCGACGAGGAGCUCCUCAUAGCCCAGCUCCACGCGCAGCUCGGCAACAAGUGGGCGCGCAUGGCCGCGCACCUGCCCGGGAGGACGGACAACGAGAUCAAGAACUACUGGAACACGAGGACCAAGCGCCGCCAGCGCGCCGGCCUGCCCGUGUACCCGCCGGAGGUGCAGCUCCACCUUGCCCUCUCCAAGCGCUGCCACUACGACGACUACGACUUCCCGCCGCUCGCGUCGUCCCCGCAGCUGUCGGCGACGACGACGACCGAUGUCCAGGCGCUGGGCGCCGGGCCCGGGUACGCCAGCUCGCGCCCGGCGCCGCUCGACCUGGCUCGCAGCCAGCUCGCCGCGACGACGACCCAGCAGACGGCGCAGUUCCUCUCGCCGCCGCCCUUCUCGGCGCCGUCGUCCCCGUGGGCCAAGCCGUUCGCGCGGAACGCGCAGUACUUCCAGCUCGCGCACUCGUCGCCCGUGUCCCCGUCGACGCCGACCGGGCCGGUGCACCCGGCCAUGCCGGACCUGUCUCUCGGCGGCCACGGCGCGCGCGCCGCCGCCGCUGCCGACCAGAGCAGGCUCCCACCGCUCUCGCCGUCCCCCGGCCCCAGAGUGGAGCUCCCUUCAAACCAAUACGGCCAGCCGGCGCCGCCGACCUCGGCCGCCGCCGUCGCCGCCGGACUUGCGCUGCCGGAUCAUCAGAACGCGGCGAGCCUCGAACAGAUGCUGCAGGAGCUGCACGACGUCAUCAAGGUCGAACCGCAGGCGCUGGUCCCGGCCAGCGGCGGCGGCGCUGCACUGGAGCGGCAUGAUUGCGGAGUUUCAGUCCCAGAGAGCAGAAUCAGCGGCCUGCAGCGUCGGGGUGACGACAUGGACACGCUGUUCGGCCUGGUGCACCCAGCGCUCGGCGCGCCGGAGACGGCGCCGGCGGCCGCCGCCUCCAACCACUCCGGCUCGACCUCGCGGCACAGCACCGCCGACCAGAACCCGUCCACCGUCGGCAACAGCUCGCCGGACCAGGACUGGGGCCUCGACGGCGUCUGCCAGUGGAGCAACGUGUCCAGGAUCUGCUGAUCGCGUGCAAGAGCUGCAGGGGGGGGGGGGGGGGGGGGGGGGGGGGGGGGGUCGGCGUAGCCAUGCCGAAUCAUCGAUUAGGACACCCAUCCGACCCGAUGAUUCUGAGAAGGGCCGGAGACGGAAUGCCGACCUUUUCUUUUUUUUGCUUUUGAACAUUUCAGCCUGUCAGAUGCCAAGCAUCACGGACAAAUCUGUCUGUGUUCUGUUCUCCGUUCCUGACCGACUAGUUGCCGGCUCAAUCUCGAACUCAGCUGCGAUCGAAUCUGCGUCAGCGUCUCUAGCUAGCAUGUUGUUUUCCAGUUUCCCGUUCAAUUGACAUCAUCAAUCAA